Myripristis murdjan (pinecone soldierfish) is the source of this 1221-nucleotide messenger RNA. RefSeq names its product zona pellucida-like domain-containing protein 1. NCBI's taxonomy places the organism in Eukaryota, Metazoa, Chordata, Actinopteri, Holocentriformes, Holocentridae. The transcript has 10 exons. The record is from RefSeq and is a predicted model, not a curated record. Bases 1 to 1221 code for a protein of 406 amino acids.
AUGGCUGUUUACCUGCAUCUCCUUCUUGUGGCUGUGCUCCUCCAGCCUGCUCUCUCUGUUUACAACUGCUCCUCACUUUACGAAAGGAUUCCAGACAACACAGACCUGAUAGUUGAGUGCGGCACCAGUGUGAUCACUCUGGAGGUCAACCUAUGCACAGCGCAGUGGGCAGGCUUCGACCCCACCGGCCUGGCACUGAAUGGGGAGCACAAUAAGACCGAGUGCCAAGGCUCCAUCGACACCAGCGUGGACCCUCCCAUCAUCCGCUACCAGCUUCCUGUGAACCACAGUCAGGAAAACCCCUGCCGCCAGUCCCUGCAGAUUGUGGAUGAGGUCCCAGACCCCUCGGGGCCCUUCAGCUCCUUCUCCACCAUUCAGUCAGUGAUCAUCACAGGGUACAUUGAUACACCAAGCUCCGACCAGGGGAUAAUCAGCUACUCCACAGACCUGUACUAUCACUUCUCCUGCCGCUACCCUUUGGAAUAUCUGAUCAAUAACACACAGAUAGUGGCAUCCUCAGUCUCUGUGGCAACCAGUGACAAUAAUGGCACCUUCAUUGAUACUCUGAAAAUGAGUGUAUAUAAUGACACUAACUAUAACUAUCCAUUAAUGGUACCAUCAACUGGACUUCAACUGCGAACUAAGAUCUAUGUUGAGGUCAAGGCCAUUAACCUCACAGGGAAUUUCCAUCUGCUGCUAGAUCACUGCUUUGCAACUCCCAGUUCGUACAACUUGACAAACAAUGAGCAGCACAACUUCUUCACAGGCUGUUCAGUGGACCAGCGGACAUCUGUGAUCAGCAAUGGCCUCUCCACGAAUGCAAGGUUUAACUUUGAGGCCUUCCGCUUUGUGGAGCACCGAGACCAGGACAAGUCCAGCAUCUAUCUGCACUGCAUACUCAGACUGUGUGAGCCCACCAAGUGUCAGGAGCUGCUGGAUGGGUGUACAAGUAGCAGAAGGAAAAGAUCCUCAACUCCCUUUGGACAGGAAUCCAGUGACUCUGCCGUCGUCUCAGUAGGACCAAUUUACACUACCAGCAAAGACAGUGCCUCUGCAGCGGCCUACGGUAGUGAAAAGCCAUCAGGAGAGGCGGAUGUGAAUGUGACGGGGCUCGUGGUGGGGGUGGUGUUUGGAUUAGUUGGUGUCGUCCUGUUGGUUCUGGGUGGCUGGUUUGUCCUUAAGAAGCUCAGCUGGGCGGGGCUACCUCACAUGCUUGACUGA